AUGGAGACUGUGAGAGCUGCUAGGCGAGUGCCGUACGGCAGAAUUGGCGAUUUUGUGGGAAGGCGAAUUCGUUUCAUUGGACGCAUAAAGGAAGCCGAGGAAGAAGCCAUAAUUCUCGAAGCUUCUGAAGGUAAAUGCGUGAAGUGUUUCCUUCGUGGGACCCCUCCUCCCUGCCGCUACGUCGAAGUGGUGGCAACGGUACAAGAUGACCUGACAAUCAAACAAGGUGAUCACGACCAGAUCAUACCCUUAGGAGACAACAUAGACAUUGAGCUGGCUGAUGCUGCUACAGCGGCAACCUUCCACCCCCAGUUCAGCCACAUGUUUGAGGCGGAAUAA
Messenger RNA from Eimeria maxima, 339 nucleotides. RefSeq names its product replication factor A protein 3 domain-containing protein, putative. Lineage: Eukaryota; Apicomplexa; Conoidasida; Eucoccidiorida; Eimeriidae. Gene Ontology annotation, molecular function: DNA binding. The record is from RefSeq and is a predicted model, not a curated record. Bases 1 to 339 code for a protein of 112 amino acids. The transcript is spliced from 4 exons. Gene Ontology annotation, biological process: DNA replication; DNA recombination; DNA repair. Gene Ontology annotation, cellular component: nucleus.